GAGCCAUAUGGUCUCCGAGGUCUGCAAGAAACACAGGCUAUCUGUAAGGCCUCGUAUCAGGGGCUGUGCUUGAGCCAGGCGAUACAGCGAUCCCAUGCAGAGCACGAUUUGCAACAAUCUUCAAACUGCGCGAUAACACCCAAACUUUGCUCUUCUCUCCCUACAUCUCAAGCCUCAGACGCCGUACGAGAAGCACCAUGUCUAGGCAGAAGGUCGCCCUCAUCACGGGAUGCUCCAGCCCAACAUCUCUCGGAGCAGCUAUGGCUCUCACACUCCUUAAGAGGAACUGGAAGGUAUAUGCGACUUCGAUCGAGGCGAGUAGCAUGACUGACCUUCACAAGUCGGGUUGCGAGGUCUUAUCCCUUAACGUAACGAAAACCACAGAUAUUGAGGCUGCUGCAAAGGCCGUUGGCGACCAUCUGGAUCUACUUGUAAACAACGCCGCAGUGGAAGGUCUUGGACCACUCCUCGACACCGAUCCCGACCAAUUCCUUGAAAUGUACAGAAUCAACGUUCUUGGCCCGUUGAUGCUUGUCCAAGCGCUAGCGGAUGCUCUCGUGCGUUGUGGCGGCAGCGUGGUGAAUAUUGGCAGUGUUGGUGUGUGCGGCCUACCAUUCCAUGGUGUGUACGCGAGUAGCAAGGCGGCCUUCCAGGCAUUGAGUGACGUGCUGCGACGCGAAACGGCUCCGCUGGGACUGAAAGUAAUAACGGUCGAGCUGGCUAUGGUUAUGACAGCGAUGCUUCGAGCAGAGAAUCCGUUUCCCCUUGAUCUUCCCAAGGAGCAACGCUCGCUCUAUUUCUCGAAGUGGUACGAUGGCAUCUCCAGUCGAUAUCGCAAGGAUAUCGAGGAACGAUACGACGCCGCUAUUUCUUCUACCAAGGCUGCUGAGCAGAUCAUUGAUGCUGUGGAAGCUCAAGUUAGUGGGAAGAUCUGGGUAGGAACCAUGGCCUGGAUCUUCAAGUGGCUGUGGCCCUUGCUUUCGACAGCGAGGCAGGAUAAGAUCAAUGGCGGCUUACUCCAUGUUGAGAUGCUCAAAGAAUCCUGAAAAUUCCUAGAGGAUCUAGUAGUUGGACGUAUACUGGCUGUCUUGGACAUCUCGCAUGCGCUGAGGCAAAGGGAGUUUAGCUAGUCGCUGAGCGACAAAGCGUUUCUAGAAGCUUCUUAAAACUGUCAGUGUCACGGUUUAUGAGCUGGCAGACACCAUGUACCACUGUCGAGCUCUUCGAGA
Macroventuria anomochaeta is the source of this 1229-nucleotide messenger RNA. RefSeq names its product NAD(P)-binding protein. NCBI's taxonomy places the organism in Eukaryota, Fungi, Ascomycota, Dothideomycetes, Pleosporales, Didymellaceae. The coding region runs from base 198 to 1046 and encodes 282 amino acids. The transcript has 5 exons. Gene Ontology annotation, cellular component: lipid droplet; endoplasmic reticulum. Gene Ontology annotation, biological process: phosphatidic acid biosynthetic process; triglyceride catabolic process. Gene Ontology annotation, molecular function: acylglycerone-phosphate reductase (NADP+) activity; triacylglycerol lipase activity. The record is from RefSeq and is a predicted model, not a curated record.